Molecule: messenger RNA, 593 nt
Organism: Dermacentor andersoni
Lineage: Eukaryota; Metazoa; Arthropoda; Arachnida; Ixodida; Ixodidae
Source: RefSeq, a predicted model, not a curated record
AUGUACGGCAUAGCACAAGACACAUACGAACUCCCGCAAGAGGCCCUCAGGGUUGAGUCCACGUCUUUCUGGGAGGAGCGCAGCCCGCUCGAGGCGCAGGCCAUGCUGGCCUUCGCCACCUCGGUGAUGGCCGAGAGCGCGGACAAGCGGGUGCUGGUCGAGAUCAUGACGCCGGCCGUGGUGCACGUCGCCGAGAUUCAGCGCAUGUACCCGGCCUACUACGCCAUCCCUGUGAUCGUGGGCGCUUCGAGCAACUUCAUCAUGCCGGCGUCGAUGCCACUCGCUCUCCUGCACGAGAUGGCGCGGGUGCAGUUCUGGAAGCUGUUCCUGUUGGGCCUGUUCGCCAAGGUUAUCGUCAUGGCCAUGGUCAUCGCGACGGUCAACGCAGCCGACAGAGCUGGCCUCUUCGGCACUCAGACCUCUCCGGAAUGAAGAACCGGGGGGAUUGAUUGGGACGUGGCGCUGCAGACCUUGCUAUUGAUCUGUAUUGAUCUGUACUUAAGUAACCUGCUUCACAUUGUCGGAUUUUCAGCGGUGACUUUACCGAGACCUUUCUCGAUGACCUUGUUGCUCCAAGGGAACUCUACGUUAUG